This is a messenger RNA of Melanotaenia boesemani (Boeseman's rainbowfish), 2979 nucleotides long. RefSeq names its product G protein-coupled receptor 52 (gene gpr52). NCBI's taxonomy places the organism in Eukaryota, Metazoa, Chordata, Actinopteri, Atheriniformes, Melanotaeniidae. Gene Ontology annotation, molecular function: G protein-coupled receptor activity. The record is from RefSeq and is a predicted model, not a curated record. The coding region runs from base 1796 to 2914 and encodes 372 amino acids. The transcript has a single exon. Gene Ontology annotation, biological process: G protein-coupled receptor signaling pathway. Gene Ontology annotation, cellular component: membrane.
GGGCUGAGGGACUCUUCGUCCCCUCGCUGCAGAUUUAACUCAUUUUCAUCAACGCAUGCAUUUUCUUUUCUUUUUCUUUCUUUUUUUUUUUUCACUUGCUGCUUUGGACAGAUGCAUCGCAUUCCCCUUCAUUUGUAUGCCAGGAUCUGAGGAUUUUUUUAUUGGAAAAAAUUUAUUGUCCUGUUUGUCUGAGGUAUGAGGAGGUAUUUGCAAAGGACAGUACUUAAAACUGAGGCUCGACUGGGACUUGGUCUUUUCUUUACGCUGCUACUGGAUUCCCUUUUGUUUUGUUGUCAGUGUUUUGUGACGUGCAAAAGACAUACUAAGAAAGGACUUAAAGGCAAGGCUGUAGGAUCCUGCACAUUUACAACUUGAUUGCACUCUUGAAAGGACAAGUUACAAAAUGUACGGUUGCACUAAGCACUUGAGCAGAAGGUAUUCAUUUGUGCGAACCGCUGCAGGAUGUGCAUCAGAAUGCUACAAUAAAAAUGUAAGUGACAAGUUAAUGGAUUGAAUGAGUGGAUUGAUGUUUCAUCCCCAAACCCAUCUCUGCAAGCAUCUGCCACAGGAUUGCUGAGGAGUCGAAGUGAGAGGAGCACUGAGUUAGUCAGCCGGCCUCACGUUUCUCCUGGAGAGUCCUUCCACCUGCCUGCACAGGAGUCUGCACUUUCAUCAGCUGCAGGACAUUUAUGUUUAUUCGUCUUGUGCAGCUUGCAGUCCAGAACGUUGAGAGGCAAGUCUGUGUUUUCGGAUUUAAACCUGGAAUUAUUUUAUUUGCAGAAUUCACUCAGAAAUUUUCAUGCGCCUGGAUUUUGCUUCAUUUUGCGUGAGGAUGCCUUGUAAACACAUUUUCCCCACCGCCAUGUGUGCUGAGAGAGCUGUGACAUUAUCUCCUGCGGAGAUCCCCAUGUUGUUCUAGUCUGUGUCUGUGUUUUGAUUCAGACAAUAGCUGGGCAUACAUGGGCUCCAGACACUGACCAGAGAACCACCAAAAUAAGAGAAGCCUGCUGUUACACAUUAAACACACUAACAUCCAAGUGAAACUUCGGAUUCUGCUGUAAAGAUGAUUUUUAGAAAUUGGAUGUUAUUACAAAUCUAAAGGGAUUUUUUAGUAGUUGUCUCAAGUGCAUUUUCAAGAGGUAACUGAACCCAGAAAAUUCUUGUCCAAGUUUGAAAUUGGAGCCAUAUGCUUUUUGAACUCUUCUGAGGUCCUGUCAGGUGAGAGGAGCUGUUGUACUUUGCUUUAUGCUUCAACUUUGUGUGGUUUUUCUCCCUCACCUCUGCAUUCUCUGCCCUUGUGAGGACAGCUUAAAUCCCCAGCCUCCUGGUGGCAACUCUCAUUAAAAUCAUGCGAUGAGGCCACAGACUGGGAGGAAAAGCAGCAGGGAAACUCGCCUUUGGGAUAGAUGCUGGCAGCAGCACUAAUGCUAUCCCACUUUAGGUUUACUGAAGGAAUAACACUUUUUUUUCCCUUUUUCUCUACUCGUGAUUUAUCCACCCACUACUGUCACUAACCAUGUGUGAUUGGAAAGGAGAAGUGAACGGGUUGUCCUACCCUCCCAGAGGCUGUAUUGAUUUUUCACCAGUCAGUGUUCAUUUGAUUGAGACCCAGCUAUGUGAGAGUAAGAUGAGCAUAAGCAUCAGCCUGCUAGACAGAACUGAGCUUUUUUAACUGAAGGAGGCUACAGACGCCUGGUGAGAAACAAGAGGGAGACAAGCCAUUCUCCAGUUUCAGACCAGCCACCUUAUGGGUGGCGCAUCCCAAACCUGACUUGCCUUGUUAGUACCAAGAACAAUGAACCAGUCUGAGCUGACAACGGACCUGAUGCUCACUGCCAACAGGAGCCAUGCAGACUUCUCUCCUGGCAGGGCAUCCAACCACUCCUGUCCCUUGGGCUUGGGGCUGAAAGAAGGCCUGGAGGCUUGCAUUCUGGAGACUGCUGUGAUAGUACUUCUGACAGUGCUCAUCAUUGCAGGGAAUCUGACAGUGAUUUUUGUGUUCCACUGUGCCCCUCUGCUGCACCAUUACACCACCAGCUACUUCAUCCAGACCAUGGCAUAUGCUGACUUGCUGGUGGGUCUUAGCUGCCUAGUACCCACCUUGUCUUUGCUCCAUUACCCAGCAGGUGUCCAGGAACCAAUCACAUGCCAAGUUUUCAGCUAUGUCAUCUCUGUUCUUAAGAGUGUUUCAAUGGCUUGUUUAGCCUGUAUUAGUGUGGACCGCUACUUGGCCAUAACAAAACCACUAUCAUACAACCAGCUGGUGACACCAUGCCGGCUCAGAGGCUGCAUCGCCCUCAUCUGGGUCUACUCCAGCCUGGUGUUCCUGCCCUCCUUCUUUGGCUGGGGUAAGCCAGGAUAUCAUGGAGAUAUAUUUGAGUGGUGUGCUCACUCUUGGCCCACCUCUGCCCUCUUCACAGGCUUUGUGGUGUGCUUGCUUUAUGCACCUGCUGCGCUUGUGGUCUGUUUCACCUAUUAUCACAUCUUUCGUAUUUGCCAGCAGCACAACAGGGAGAUCAGCGAACGGCGGGCACGUUUUCCCAGCCAGGAGAUGGAAGCUGGUGAAGGGAACGGUGGGGGGCAUCACGGAGGGCAUGGACCAGAUCGGCGCUAUGCGAUGGUGCUCUUCCGUAUCACUAGUGUUUUCUAUAUGCUUUGGCUCCCCUACAUAAUCUACUUUCUUCUGGAGAGCUCCCAUGUGCUGGAUAGUCCUGCGCUUUCCUUCAUCACCACCUGGCUUGCCAUUAGCAACAGCUUUUGCAACUGUGUCAUCUACAGCUUGUCUAACAGUGUGUUCCGCCUGGGCAUGCGCAGGCUGUCGCAGACUAUGUGCUCCUUCAGUCAUUGUGCUGCAGAUGACAGGGACUUUGGGGAGCCUAAACCUAGGAAGAGGGCAAACUCGUGCUCUAUCUGAAGGAAUUACCAAGCAGGAUGAGGAUACUACUGGAAAUCUGAAUGUGAACAUGAAUCUUAAAAAGC